AUGAGCGCUUCAAGAGUCGCUGCCCGCCGGGUAGUGGCGUCGCACCCACUCGCUGGGCGAAGUAUACUGCGCCCUGGAGUCGGACUGUCGUCAACACACCGCCAAACAAGAGCCCUCCCAUCUCACAUGCAGGCCAUUGCAUUAUUUGUCAGGCAUGUUUCUACUGAGCACAACUCCGCGGGGCAAUCGAACGGACCCCCUCCCGGUUUCGACAUCAACAAGGCGAAACAACCACUGCCCAAGGAUAACGGCAAGGCAGACUCAAUAAAAGCAUCCGAAUCCAGUUCAACUUCAAAGGUAGACCACAGUGCCGACGCCGCGUUGGCGCAAAAGUCCGACGGGCCAUCAGGAGAGGCAAAGAACCUGACGGAGCUGUCAGCGAAAAAGGAUGCCGAAGUCAAGAAGAUCGAGAAGGAGCAGGGCAAGAAGAUGACUCUGGGCCAGAAGAUAAAGCAUGAGAUUCAGCACUACUGGGACGGCACGAAGCUGCUGGCCACCGAGGUCAAGAUCAGCACCAGGCUAGCACUGAAAAUGGCUGCUGGAUACGAACUGACCAGGAGAGAACAUCGCCAACUUCAGCGAACAGUACAGGACCUGGGUCGUCUGGUGCCUUUCUCAGUCUUCCUCAUCGUUCCCUUUGCCGAAGCGCUUUUGCCUGUUGCUCUGAAGCUCUUCCCCAAUCUCCUCCCCAGCACAUACGAGAGCCAGUCGGCCAAGGACAAGAAGGCUGCCACUCUCCGAGCCAGCCGGAAGGAGGUCAGCUCGUUCUUGCGCAACACGCUCUUCGAGACUGGACUGCCCUUGACCCCCGCGACUACACAGAAGGAAGAGUUCUCAAUCUUCUUCCGAAAACUUCGUGCUACUGGCGAGAAGCCUACAACCGAAGACGUCAUCAAAGUCUGCCAGAUCUUCAGGGAUGAUUUAACUCUGGACAACCUUUCGAGGCCACAGCUCGUGUCCAUGUGCCGCUACAUGAACCUGAACACUUUUGGCACAGACAUGAUGCUCCGUUACCAGAUCCGCCACAGGAUGCGCCAGAUCAAGCGCGACGACAAAGCUAUCAGCUACGAAGGCGUCGACAGCUUGAACACGUUAGAGUUGCAGGUAGCAUGCGCAAGCCGAGGCAUCAAGACACAUGGUGUUUCCCCCGCUAAGCUACGCGAAGAGCUUCAAUCGUGGUUGGACUUGCGCUUGACCCACGGGGUACCAUCUACCCUGCUGGUCCUGAGCAACGCUUAUAUGUAUGGCCAGAAGACCGACGAGGGUAGCUUCCAUAGCCAGAUCGAGGCUCUUACUGGCGUGCUCUCUUCCAUUCCCGAGGAGUUGUACCACGAGAUUGAGCUUGAGGUUCACAAUGCUGAAGGUGCUGCCACCAACAAGCAGCGUCUCGAGGUCCUCAAGGAGCAACAAGAACUCAUUGACGAGGAGAACAAGCAAGACCAGCAGAACCAAGAUACUGGUUUUGCUACUCCUCGCGAUGUGGACGACAUCGACGAGAAGGAGGAGCGCCAGGCGGCAGCCAAGGAGGCCGGCCAGAAGUCCCAGGUCAACGAGGCCAUGGGCGCCGAGGCUGACGGUGACGAAGUGGCCCAGAAGGUCGCAAAGGGGGAGCCCAAGAAGCGCGACUCCUAA
Messenger RNA from Truncatella angustata, 1632 nucleotides. RefSeq names its product LETM1-like protein-domain-containing protein. Gene Ontology annotation, molecular function: ribosome binding. Bases 1 to 1632 code for a protein of 543 amino acids. The transcript has a single exon. Gene Ontology annotation, cellular component: mitochondrial inner membrane. Lineage: Eukaryota; Fungi; Ascomycota; Sordariomycetes; Amphisphaeriales; Sporocadaceae. Gene Ontology annotation, biological process: intracellular monoatomic cation homeostasis. The record is from RefSeq and is a predicted model, not a curated record.